Messenger RNA from Ectocarpus sp. CCAP 1310/34, 593 nucleotides. Lineage: Eukaryota; Phaeophyceae; Ectocarpales; Ectocarpaceae. The record is from the annotation of a GenBank genome assembly.
AUGCCGUGCGCCGAUGGAGAGUUGCGCAAACAGCCGGAUGUGGAACUGCGGGCAUCCCAGGGGCAUGCUUGCCAUGGUAGCUUCGGUGUACUCCUGCACCUGAUGUGUGGGGAGGUGGAGGUUCUCGAUGGCAUCGAGAUGCACCGCACCUGCCACGAGUGUGCAUCUAAGAACGUGCAGGCUUCCCCACCCGUCUCGAAUUCACUGAACGAAAAAGAGAAAUGCAGGUAGAUGGGGCUGGAGAAGUUGGCGGUGCGGGGGGUGGUGAAGUGAUGGCGCCGCCGCCCUACUUGGAGCUGUCGCAGCAUUUUGGAUCGCUUCAAGAGUGUGAGGAGUCGUGGACUAAGCGAGGCAGCGUACCAUCUUGGGCAAGGCAAUGAUGCUGUUCAUCGAAGCACACUCCGCGAAACUAGCGCGACAGAUGGACAUCAGAGACAUGCUGAGUUAAACAUGAUCGGUAACACGCGACAGAAGCAGAAUGAAGUCACUAGCAGCGCGAGGGUCUUUGCCACUUGGGCGUUCACGAACUCUCUCCGUGCCAUGCAGGGGUGUUUUAUUAUUGUGUUAUGGGGGACGAUGCCAUAACGUCUUCC